ACCAAAAAUGAAAAUGAAAAUGAAAAUGAAAAUAGAGAGAGAAGAGAAGAGAAGAAAAGGAGAGAAAAGUGGAGAGUCUCUUGUAUUGAAAGCCACAAAGGAAAAUAACAUUCUCCUGAGGAAGUUUGUCUCCAAAUCUCUGCGGAUACAUACACACGCUUUCUCUCUCUACAAACCCAAAUCAAACAACAAGAGGACCACAACCGCGAUUCACUGAAAGCCCAACUCGGAAUCAAGAAUCAAAGAUCAGAAUCAGAGGAAGGAAGAGAGAGACAGAGAGAAAAGAGAUCAUCACCAUGUCGUGUUCUUCGUCAUCUGGGUCCGAGGAAGAGGACGAGGGCAUCGACUCUUACAGGAAAGGAGGAUAUCACGCAGUCAGAAUCGGCGAUUCGUUCGCCGGCGGCCGAUACAUCGCCCAGAGGAAGCUGGGUUGGGGCCAGUUCUCCACCGUCUGGCUCGCUUACGACACUCAGUCCUCCGGAUACGUCGCUCUUAAGAUCCAGAAAAGUGCACCGCAAUUUGCUCAAGCUGCUCUCCAUGAAAUUGAAGUCCUUUCUGCUAUUGCAGAUGCUGACCCUUCCAGUAGUAAGUGUGUUGUACGAUUGGUUGACCACUUUAAGCAUACAGGCCCAAAUGGACAGCAUUUGUGCACGGUCCUUGAAUUUCUUGGUGACAGCUUACUUCGGCUGAUCAGAUAUAACCGUUACAGAGGCCUUGAGUUGAAUAAAGUUAGGGAGAUAUGCAAAUGUAUAUUGACUGGUCUGGAUUAUUUGCAUAGAGAACUUGGAAUAAUUCACACGGACUUGAAGCCCGAAAAUAUACUUCUUGUUUCCACCAUUGAUCCUGCCAAAGAUCCAGUCAGGACUGGGCUCACCCCAAUUCUAGAAAAGCCUGAGGGGAAUCCAAACGGUGGAGUUACCAUAAAUAGUAUUGAGAAAAAACUAAAGAGGAGGGCAAGGAGAGCAGUGGCUAGGAUAGCACAAAGACGCGCUUCAAUGGGAGGGACACCAAAGGCUGAGAGGAGCCUGAAUGGGAUUGAUGUGAACUGCAAGGUUGUGGAUUUUGGAAAUGCAUGUUGGGCUGAUAAACAGUUUGCAGAGGAAAUUCAAACAAGACAGUAUAGAGCUCCUGAAGUUAUUCUCGGUACUGGGUACUCCUCCUCUGUUGAUAUGUGGUCAUUUGCUUGCACAGCCUUUGAGCUAGCUACCGGUGAGAUGCUGUUUACUCCCAAGGGCGGGCAAGGUUUCAGCGAGGACGAGGAUCACCUUGCUCUAAUGAUGGAACUCCUUGGGAAGAUGCCUCGGAAGAUCGCCAUUGGUGGGGCUCAAUCCAAAGAUUACUUUGACAGACAUGGGGAUCUGAAGAGGAUCCGGAGGCUGAAAUACUGGUCACUUGAUCGAUUACUGAUUGAUAAAUACAAAUUUUCUGAUGUUGAUGCUCGUGAGUUUGCAGAGUUCCUGUGUCCCCUUCUCGAUUUUGCACCAGAGAAGCGACCGACUGCUGAGCAGUGUUUGCAACACCCAUGGCUCAGUAUCAGUGAUGUAAACAAGAAUGAGCUGAAGAGUGAAUCUAGUAUGGAAAAGGUGGAUGUGGGGAUGAGCAGCCUUCAGAUUAAGGUGGGUAAGUGAGGAAGGGAAUUAAGGUUUUGUUGUGCAACACCUCCUUUACGUCCCUCUCUCCACCUGUAUGUGUUUUCUUAACAAUUUAUUUUUUGGCUUGUUCACGUCUUAAUAAAAUCUGAUUUUUUUUAUUAACUAAGAUGUAAAUUAGUGAAUGAUUAUUUUGAAGAAAUGACAUCAGCAAAGGAAAUUUGACAUCUA
Messenger RNA from Cornus florida, 1820 nucleotides. RefSeq lists its product as uncharacterized. The record is from RefSeq and is a predicted model, not a curated record. Gene Ontology annotation, biological process: spliceosomal complex assembly; regulation of mRNA processing; protein phosphorylation. Lineage: Eukaryota; Viridiplantae; Streptophyta; Magnoliopsida; Cornales; Cornaceae. Gene Ontology annotation, molecular function: protein kinase activity; ATP binding. Bases 297 to 1628 code for a protein of 443 amino acids. The transcript has 4 exons.